This is a messenger RNA of Eleginops maclovinus (Patagonian blennie), 865 nucleotides long. Its product is annotated as zinc finger protein 180-like. The transcript has a single exon. The record is from RefSeq and is a predicted model, not a curated record. Gene Ontology annotation, biological process: regulation of transcription by RNA polymerase II. NCBI's taxonomy places the organism in Eukaryota, Metazoa, Chordata, Actinopteri, Perciformes, Eleginopidae. The coding region runs from base 1 to 702 and encodes 233 amino acids. Gene Ontology annotation, molecular function: RNA polymerase II cis-regulatory region sequence-specific DNA binding; DNA-binding transcription factor activity, RNA polymerase II-specific.
AUGUCACUGUUUCCUGCAGACGUCCAGCAGCUGGUGGUGGUUAAAGAAGAGGUUCCUCCUGAGCAGCAGGAGAGGGGCUCCAGUCUGGACCAAGAGGAGCAAGAGCCCCCCCCACACAUUAAAGAGGAACAGCAGGAACUCUGGAGCAGACGGGAGGGAGAGCAGCUUCAAGGGCUGGAGGAGGCUGAUAUCAUCGAGUUCACCUUCACUCCUGUCCCUGUGAAGAGUGAAGAUGAUGAAGAGAAACCUCCGUCCUCAGAGCUUCAUCACAGACAGACUGAACUCAUGGAAACACAAGCUGAUGGAGAGGACUGUGGAGGACCAGAACCAGCCUCAGAUCCAGAUACACAUUUACAACCAGAUACUGAGGACAACACUGGAGACUCUUCUGAACCUGAGACUGAUGGCUGUGGUGAUUGGAAGCAGACCAGAGAGCCUCAGCCAGGUUUAAGCUCUCUGAAAUAUGAUCAAGUCCCUGUCAGUGAUUCCAGAUAUAGUGCUGGAGGAAAAACACUCAGCUGCUCAGUUUGUAAGAAGUCUUUUAAAUGGAGAAGUAGAUUAAACGACCACAUGAGAUCACAUACAGGAGAGAAACAAUUCAGCUGCUCAGUUUGUGACAAAACAUUUAACUACAAAUGGAUACUGAAAACACACACCAGAAAUCAUACAGGAGAGAAACCAUUCACAUGCUCAGUUUUGUAAGAAGUCUUUUAAUUGGAAAUCAAAUUUAAAACUUCACAUGAGAAUCCACACAGGAGAGAAACCAUACAGCUGCAGUGUUUGUGACAAAAGAUUUAAUCGCCCCUCGCAUAUAAAUAAGCAUAUCAGAACCCACACAGGAGAGAAACCAUUCACAUGCUCAGUU